Lampris incognitus (smalleye Pacific opah) is the source of this 1176-nucleotide messenger RNA. RefSeq names its product teleost multiple tissue opsin 3a (gene tmtops3a). The record is from RefSeq and is a predicted model, not a curated record. Gene Ontology annotation, cellular component: photoreceptor outer segment; membrane. Gene Ontology annotation, molecular function: G protein-coupled receptor activity. NCBI's taxonomy places the organism in Eukaryota, Metazoa, Chordata, Actinopteri, Lampriformes, Lampridae. The coding region runs from base 1 to 1176 and encodes 391 amino acids. Gene Ontology annotation, biological process: visual perception; G protein-coupled receptor signaling pathway. The transcript has 4 exons.
AUGGUCGGUCACAUGCGGGGAGGCAAUCUGAGCACCACAGACAGCGCCGUCUCCAACCUCAGCCUCAAUGCCAGCGGCCGAGACAGCCUGGUGGCCCAAGAUCCCUCCGGACUGAGUCGGACUGGCCACACGGUGGUGGCAGUUUGCCUCGGGUUCAUCUUGGUGUUGGGUAUCGUUAGCAAUUUGCUUGUUCUGCUCGUCUUCGCCAAGUUUCGCUGCCUCUGGACGCCCAUCAAUCUCAUUCUGCUGAACAUCAGCGGGAGCGACAUCCUCGUCUGCAUCUUCGGGACGCCCUUCAGUUUCGCGGCGAGCCUGCGCGGCAGAUGGCUCAUAGGCGAUACCGGCUGCAAGUUGUACGGUUUCGCCAAUUCCCUCUUUGGGAUUGUGUCACUGGUGUCCCUGUCCAUUCUGUCCUAUGAGCGCUACACCGCUGUGCUGUGCUCCACCCAGGCUGAUGUUUCCAACUUCAGAAAGUCCUGGCUGUGUGUGGCCGGCUCCUGGUUUUACUCCCUCUUCUGGACUCUCCCUCCCUUCCUGGGCUGGAGCAGCUACGGGCCCGAGGGUGCAGGUACCUCGUGCUCUGUCCAGUGGCACCAGCGCUCAGCCACCAGCGUCUCAUAUGUGCUGUGUCUCUUCAUCUUCUGCUUGCUGCUGCCCCUCGUGCUCAUGGUUUACUGUUACACCCGAAUCCUGGUGGCCAUCAGGGGGGUAGGUAAGAUCAACCUGCUGUCAGCUCAGAGGCGAGAGCAGCAUAUUUUGCUGAUGGUGCUGUCUAUGGUGACCUGCUACCUGCUGUGUUGGAUGCCUUAUGGGGUCAUGGCGCUGCUGGCCACUUUUGGAAGGUCAGGACUAGUCACCCCUAUGGCCAGCAUGGUGCCGUCUGUCCUGGCCAAAUUCAGCACUGUUGUCAACCCCAUCAUCUAUGUGUUCUUCAAUAACCAGUUUUAUAGAUGCUUCGUGGCCUUUGUGAAGUGCAGUGGCGAGUCCCCAUCUAUGAACAGCAGAGAGGAGAACCAGACCCCAGGGACACCGUUGUCUCGCCUCUUCCCCGCCUAUAAACGCACCUCCCUCAGCUCCCCACACUCUUACAGCCUCAGGACCCCCGGGAAUGCUCUUCAGUGUGGCCCGCAGAAGGACUGCCAGGCCCUGUCCCUUGUUGUCCACUACACCCCGUAA